GUUUAAAUUGUAGAAUUUGGGAUUGUACAGGAUGGGAGAAAGUUCACACAGACGAAGAGAAAAUGAAAUUAGAACUUAUUCGAAUGCAAAACCCUUUAAGAGGGGAAAUAGAGAAAGAAUUAAAGGAAAAAAUUAUAUUAAAUCAAAUAAAGCUAAUAUUAAAAAUAUUUCAAAGGCAAGGAAUCAAAAUGAGAGACAAAAAACAAUAGAAAAACAGAGAACCGAAUGGUUAAAAUUUGGAGAUUCUCCAUUAAAAAAAUCAAAUAAAGAAGCUACUUCCUGAGUUCCAAAUAUCAAAAGAGUGAUUUCACCAAAAAAGAAUAAUCUAAUAUGAGAAAAAGAUGGCGAAUAUGACCAAGUAACUCAUCCCGAAGCAAUUAAGCAUAUUAAAAAACUUUAUUCGAACGUUACCAAGCCAAAGAAACAUAGAAAGAAGCACCAGAUUUACCCAGGACAAGCUAAUCUCAAAGGAUACCUUGAAAAAGAAUUAAAAAGAAGAGCUAUACAUAAGCCUAAAGGUUCUCAAACAGACCAAGAAAAGGCUUGUCUGAGAUUAUAUGAAGAACAUAAAGACAGACAGAUAAGGAUGCAACAGAGGAAGAAAGAAAAAGAGAAGAAGGAGAAAAAGGAGAGGAAUCCAUGGGAGAGGACCAAAUCGAGAACAAGGAGCAGAAUGCGAAAAGAGAGACAGAUUAAGGAAGAGGAGGCUAAAUUUAAAGAUAAAAUUGUGAAGAUAGACAAAGAAGAACAGAACCUAAGAAAAGAAAAUGAGAAGAUACAAAAAGAUAGUCAAGAAAGAAUAAAGAGAUCAAACUUUAAAAUUGAAGGUUUUAAAAAAGAAUCUAGCAAUGUUGGAAUUAAUAGAAGAGAACUUAGUCAAAAAGACAAAUUAGAAAAUUUCAAGAGAGUUGAGAAUAAUAUAAAAAUCAAAUUAAGAUCAACUGAUAGCCAACGAAGCAACAAUACAAAGAUAUCAAUCAUGCCAAAAACUAAAACCACAGAUCCCACCCUCAUAAACCAUAACCCAAACCUGCAUCCCUAAAACUAAGACUACUACAUCCCUCCAAACCUAUUCAAAUCCCAAGAUAAUUCAAUUAAAUCUCUCCACACGCACAGAUAUUCCAUCUCGACCUGUCCAAAAGCCAUCAUCUCCAAUUAAACAGAAAGAAAUUCAGCAAGAAUCCUUCACAAGUCCACUUCAAAAUCAAGCUUCCAUCAACCAUGAUAAGAGAAUAUACAGCCUAAGCAAAAAGAUCUCAAGCCAAGGAGGGGCGAAGAGCUUGGCCAAGAACAAGAGUGUGGGAGGACAGCACGAUAGGAUAAAGAAGCUUAGAGAAUCUAACCUGCCUCAAGCACCUGCCAGUCAUGAAACUUUACAACAUAAUCAAAAUCUUUCAAAUCAAGUUUCUCCACAGUCACAAAGAACUUCUGCACAAAAGCCCAAGAAACCAGCCAAUCCUUCUUUUAAACCAAAUUACAAGCGAGUCUGCCAAGCCAAUCACUCAAGAUUCCUUACUCAAGCCGCUAAACCACCCAUCUCAAAUUUUAGCAGAAGAGUUUACAAAAGAGAAAUUAGGAAAGAAGAGACUCACCAGAAGGAAGUUACUAAGGAGACAGGGAUGGUGAAUAAGCCUUUUUUGAUGAAGGGAAAAGAGAGAGCGAUGAGUCUUAACCCAGCCCA
Moneuplotes crassus is the source of this 1681-nucleotide messenger RNA. Lineage: Eukaryota; Ciliophora; Spirotrichea; Euplotida; Euplotidae. The record is from the annotation of a GenBank genome assembly.